This is a messenger RNA of Acipenser ruthenus (sterlet), 4913 nucleotides long. RefSeq names its product protein FAM193B-like. The transcript has 9 exons. NCBI's taxonomy places the organism in Eukaryota, Metazoa, Chordata, Actinopteri, Acipenseriformes, Acipenseridae. Gene Ontology annotation, cellular component: cytoplasm; nucleus. Bases 75 to 2777 code for a protein of 900 amino acids. The record is from RefSeq and is a predicted model, not a curated record.
GGCGAACGUUUCAAACUGUGUCUGGUUCUGUCCCUUUACAGCCGCUGCCCGUCGGCGCUGCCUCUGCCCAGUCCAUGCACACCUGCUGCCUGCUGUGCCACCGCGAGCGCAAGGAAUGGGGCACGAGCCCUGCCAACGGGCUGCCUGGCUCCGGAGUGGUGCCAGCGCUCUCGCAGGCCCUCCUGGGAGAGGAGCAGGCAGGCAGGACGGUGCCGGAUGCCAUGCCGUCGCUGUCUCAGAGCCUGCUGGGAGAGGUGCCCCUGUGGAUCUGCCAGAGCUGCCGGAAGAGCGUGGAGGAUGAGGAGAGAAGGGCAGCGCAGGAGCAGGCUCUCGCAGUGUCCCUUUCGCACUCCUCCUGUAAGACGCAGAGCUGUGGGAACGGAUAUCCGGAUCACGGCAGCUCUGUGGACUGGGACCCCAGCUCCUUCCUGUCUGCCCACAAGCUCUCGGGGCUGUGGAACUCGGCACACACAAAUGGGGGAGCGCACUGUAACCACACGGCUGCCGCGCACACACAGCAGGGCGGUACGGCGGGACCAGCCUGCCAUGAAAAAAGACCUUCUCACGAGGCUCCUGGCAAAGCCGCAAAGCCUGCUGGGACCAAGGUGUGUCCUUACAGUCACCCAGCAUCCCAGAAUUCCAGUGGGGCGGCUCCCAGCUCUCCCCUCUCUACCUCCUCUGAUCUGUGCAAGACCACCCCCAAGCACUUCAAGACCAUGUGCCGGAGACCCACGCCUCCAGGCGAAGCCUUCCACUCAUCAGAGCACCAUCAGCACUCGGACCUAGCAGUGCCGCCCAACAGUCCCACGGGGCUCUCUUCCCAGCAUUCCUCUCUGCUGCCGCCCAGACAAGCGCCCAGCCAGCAUGUGCAUGCGACCUCGCCUGGCUCGGGGUCAGCCAUGCAUGCUCCUUUCUCCCCUCUGGUACCAAACCUUCACGUGCCAGUAUCCAAGAUAGCGGCUGGGCCGGACAGUCCCGUCUCUUUACACAAGCCCGGGGCGUGCAAGAACGCUCACGUUCCACCGGCCAACACGCCGCACACCAAAAUGGCAGCACCCCCUACUGGAUGCAGUCAUCCCUGCAGUGGGCACUGCAAUGGGACCGGCGCAUCUCCUAGCGUGGCACAUUUACCCUCCGGAGGCUGCAGGGACCAGGCAUGCAAAGGGCACAAGCAGGUGAACGGGAUGGCCUGCCACCCGCCCUGUGAGCUGGAGGAGGGGCUGUGCGAGGACGAGGACAGCAGCUCCGAGAGAAGCUCCUGUGCUUCGUCCUCCACCAAUCAGAAGGACGGGAAGUACUGCGACUGCUGCUACUGCGAGUUCUUUGGACACAACGCGCCCCCUGCCGCCCCAACGAGCCGGAACUACGCAGAGAUCCGAGAGAAGCUGCGCUCACGGCUGACCCGGCGCAAAGAGGAGGUGCCACAGCAGCCGGACUCGGACCCGGCCGAGCCCAGUGCCAUCGACCACCGCGAUGUCAACGAGCUACUGGACUUCAUCAACAGCAACGAGCCCAAACCCGUCAACAGCGCCAAGGCUGCCAAGCGUGCCCGCCACAAACAGAAGAAGAAGGAGAUGGAGAAGGUUCAGCAGUGCAGCGUGGAGCCCCCGAGGCCUGACCUGUGCUCCUCUCCCCCAGGGCAGCAGGCAGUGGGGGCUGUGACGGGGGAGAGCGGCCGGCUGCUGGAGUGGCCUCAGCUGGAGCUGGAGCGGGUGAACAGCUUCCUGACGAGCCGGCUGGAGGAGAUCAAGAACACCAUCAAGGACUCGAUCCGUGCCUCCUUCAGCAUGUACGACCUCAAUCUGGACGUCAACGACUUCCCCAAGAAAGCUGCCACCCUGGAGAGCAACCGCCUGCUGUCGCACCUCAACGGCACCUCCGAGCUGCAGCAGAUUGACUUGGACCUGUCCCCGCUGACCCUGGGCAGUCUGAAGAACCACCUGGUGAACGGCAGGGAGGAGCUGGGCUCAGCGGACAGCCCCGCGGCCAGUGAUGUCCGACGGCUCAACGCCACGCCCAGCCUCUCUAAACUGAUCCGGGUGCGCUCGCCGGAGAGGAAUGGGAGUGCCAACACCGGCACCUCCCCAGCACCACCACCACCGGGCACCACCACCGCCACCAAGGAGGAAUGCCCAGACCCCAAAGAUACAGCAGCUGCAGGAGCUGGCAAUGGCAAGCAGAGGAAAGGCAAGAAGCAGCAGCAACAGCAGCAGCAGCAGUCCAAGACCCCGAAGCCUGAACCCCAGAAAACAAAGGAGACGCAAGCCAGGGUAUCGGGGUCCGGAAGUAGCUCCAAAGCGGCCUCAAAACAAUCGGCCCAAGCCCUGCCCAUGGUGGUGGAGCCCCACAAGGGCCAAGCGGUCCAAGGCAGGAGGCCUGAAGAAAGCAAGGGGAACCGGCAAGGGCAGAACGGGGCCUUUGAUGCGGGCGGCUGCAGGCAGCUAGAGAGGAACAAUGGAGGGCCCCAGGAUAUGAAAAAUGGCCCCAGAGUGGAGCUUGAGCCCGAGACAAGGGCCCACACCCCUGCAUCAACAGGCUCCCAGCAGCCCAAGGGAAAGAGCAAAAAGAACAAAAACAAGGCGGACAAGUCCAGCACUUCUGUCGAUGAUGUGUUUCUCCCCAAAGAUCUGGAUGGGACUGAAAUGGAUGAAAUUGACCGGGAGGUGGAAUACUUCAAGAGGUUUUGCCUGGAUUCUGCCAAACAAACGCGACAGAAAGUGGCGGUGAACUGGUCCAACUUCAGCCUGAAGAAGGUUCAUUCAAAUGCAGCUCAGUGAGGUGGAGGUUUCGUGAGCAGAGAGCGCCCAGUAUUCACACCCUCCACAAUAUCCCAACACGACAGUCUGAUUGAAGACAGAUCUGCCGCCGGCACUUACUGCACAGUGGACAAGAGCAGCUCCAGCCCGCAUCCUCCUCCUCCUCCUCCUCCUCCUCCUCCUACACAAACAUGCAACACAGCUGCUUCAGCUCCUAAUGACUUGAGUUACCCCACUACCCCGUAACCCCAGGGUUUUAUCAAUUCGUAUUCAGACUUUGAGCAACACUUCCUGUCAGUGCAGCCUGCCCCGGGGUCAGGACUGGAUUAACUGACCUACACUAGAUACCUGCUUCUACUAUUGUAUUGUCCUUCCUGUCUAGGAGUUUGCAGCACAGGGAUGCAGGGUCCUAGUGCACUAGGUGUAGUGUAGCAGGGUCUCGUUUUAAAGCAAAUGCAAAGGCACGUUUCCAGAGAGGCAUGAAAUCCUUUUCCUAGUAUCCACCUGACAUGAAACCGCGCCUCUGCAAGUUGUUUCUUGUUUGCUUUUAUGCCUUUGCAAAUGUUUUAUUCCUUUCAGAAAGCGUGUCGUGCACUUUCUGCAAAAAAAAGAGCCUGUACUGUGUUUUUUUUAUUUUAUUUUAUUAAACAUUUUUUGUUGUUUUUAUUUCAUUUAAAAAAACAAACUAAAAAAAAACCAUUUUUUUUUCUUGGCCGUGUCGGCACUUUUUCCAAGUGGAGAGCAGACUGUUCUGGUUCUAAUUCAGCAUUCAGGCUGGGAAAAUAAUUCAUAUCCAUGGUUAUUAAAAAGAAAAAAAAUUAUUCUUCUUGAAAAGGCAGUAAGAUAUAAGAUCAACGAAAAAGGGUGAAUAUCAUUUCCCCAGGGAUAGUUUAAAGCUACUUGUCGCAGUCCAUUCAGCUGUGAUUGGAAGAAAACAGAAACUGCCACCCUUUCCUCACCUGUAACCAUAUAUUCGUGUUGCUGGUAUUGUCUAUUAAAGAUUUGUCUCUAAAAGCCAGCGCCAUCUGCUGGUUACAUUGAGGUACUCCAAACCAUUGCUGAGCUAGACAGAACAAAGUUUAAGGAUCUCCGUAAUUAGAAACUUUUAACAACGACAUCAAAUAUCAGUGUAAACUGCUGUUUGUGCCAGACUGUUAGUGACACACAAUCAAGUUUCUAUUCUAAUAUAGUUUGUGCGAUGGACACGCACAACAAAAGCAAUCUCACUUCCUUGUGCAGCCUUUAAAUACAUGGCAAAUACAUUAAUUAAAUUAAAAGCGUAUCGAUUUAAAUAAUAAUAAAACAAAAAUACAUUUAAAUAAUUGCGGAACUAAAAGCAUAGAAUAAUUUUUAUUCUAAACAAUUUUAGAAUUGAGAAUUUUUUUUUUUUUUCCUGAUAUGAUUCGUGGAAUUGAAGCGUUUAAUAUGCAUUGUUGCUGCACAGCCCCCUCAAUUACAGUGUUCUGGGCUCUUAUCUGAGUGUGCUGUACAACCCUGUAAUCAUCGUCGUCUUUCAUUUUUGUACUUCAGUACAGUGAUGCAACUAACCGUUUCUAAUGCAACCCACAGUAGCCUCAAGAACUGCUUUGUAUGAAGCUUCAAUGCACUUGCUGUGCUGUGUCCUCCCUUAAAGGAGCUGCCCUGUACCACUGCAGUGUCCAGCCCUGCUUUCUAGCACAGCUGUGUAGAUUUAGCACUGACAAUGCUCUCCUAUUACUGUACUGCUUUCAUCAAAUGUUUCUUAGUGGGGGACCCAGUCCCUGAAAUGUUAUGUGGGGUAACAAGACUGUCACAGAUGUGCUGCUGCUGCUGCAGCCGCUGCUCCUUUCUCUGUUGUAGCUGGGUGCCCCUCUGGGACACUGGGUAGGUUAUAUGGGGUAUUUCACAAAUGCUUUCUGAUUCUGACAUGAAUGAGAUGAUGUAAUUUUUUUUUUUUUUUUUGUGUUUCAUAUUUUACAAGAUCUCUGGUGCUGUCCAGGUUAUAUUAAACUACGAGACAAUAUCUUAAAGUUUGGAAUGUAGGUUUAUACUGUACCAUUAAGGGCCAAGUGUAUGUUGGCUUCUCCUGGUUUUUUAUUAUUAUUAUUCACUUUUGAUACUGUGAAAGAAUCUUUCAUUCCGAAAGAUUUUAAAAAUACAGUUUUGACUAAAGAAAAA